Messenger RNA from Geosmithia morbida, 1023 nucleotides. Its product is annotated as Short-chain dehydrogenase. The record is from RefSeq and is a predicted model, not a curated record. NCBI's taxonomy places the organism in Eukaryota, Fungi, Ascomycota, Sordariomycetes, Hypocreales, Bionectriaceae. The transcript is spliced from 3 exons. The coding region runs from base 1 to 1023 and encodes 340 amino acids.
AUGGACACCUCCUUCCCCACAGCAGAGGAACUCGUGUCCCGCUACGCCGACAACAUCAAGGGCAAGAUCAUCCUGACCACCGGCGUGACCCCGGGCUCCAUCGGAGCUUCCUACGUCAAGGCCGUGGCCGGCGGCUCCCCGGCGCUCCUCAUCCUCGCCGGUCGCAGCCAGGAGAAGCUGGACAAGCAGGCGGCCGUCGUCCGUGCCACCAACCCGGCCGUCCCCCUGCGCACCCUCCUCAUCGACCUGUCCAGCCUGGAAUCCACGCGCCGGGCCGCCGCCACGGUCAACUCGUGGGACGACGUGCCCCGGAUCGACGUCCUGUGCAACUCCGCCGCCAUCAUGGCCUGGCCCUACUCCGUCUCGCCCGAGGGCUUCGAGAACCAGCUGCUCACCAACCACGUCACGCAUUUCCUCCUGACCAACCUCAUCAUGGAGAAGCUCCUCAAGUCUGACAGGCCCCGUGUCAUCAGCGUUGCUAGCAGUGGGCACCGCUUCAGCCCCAUCCGUUGGGGGGAUAUGCAUUUCGAGGUACGUACAUGGCAUACAUACACGCAUGCGCACGGUGGAAACUUCUACAACCCCUGGGCCGCAUACGGCCAGUCCAAGACUGCCAACAUGCUCUUCGCCAUCUCCCUGGCCCAGAAGCUCGGUGGCCGAGGCCUGCUGUCUUACAGCGUCCACCCGGGUGCCAUUGGCACAUCCAACCUGGCCCACCAUCUCGACAUUCUCGACACGUGGGGAACGGAUGAUGGUGAUAGCAAGGCAUUGGCCGACCAAAACAGCAUCAUGGGCAACGAAGAAUUGCGAGUCUCCAUCCUCAACUCAAGCCAGGGCGCUUCCACCUACGUCAACGUCUCCUUCAACCCCUACAUCGAAGGUAACAACGGCGCCUACUUUGACCAGCUUAGCCUUCCUGACCCGCUCAGCGGGAAUGUCGCGCCCUGGGGUACGAGUGCGUCCGAGGCUGAGAGGCUGUGGCGCCGGACCGAGGAGAUGGUCGGACAGAGGUUUUCUUACUAG